Molecule: messenger RNA, 3360 nt
Organism: Botrytis sinoallii
Lineage: Eukaryota; Fungi; Ascomycota; Leotiomycetes; Helotiales; Sclerotiniaceae
Exons: 2
Coding region: 986-2989 (667 amino acids)
Biological process (GO): carbohydrate catabolic process; fungal-type cell wall biogenesis
Molecular function (GO): mannan endo-1,6-alpha-mannosidase activity
Source: RefSeq, a predicted model, not a curated record
AUACAGUCAUACAAGGAGUGGAAUCAAUCUCUUCCUUUAUCAAUGGAGGAUUACUCGGGUCGUAUCACUUGAAAAUCCUACCUUCCUUCCUUCAUCACCAAUUCCUUUGGUCGGGUGGGUAAGCAUCUGGGUAAAUAUCAAAUAACAAUCGGGUGGCUAUGCUCAUAUGUAUUUCAAGGUGAAUAAGUAGCAUUCAAUGGCCUAUCAUUCAACCCAUCCUUCCAAUUUGUUCUGACUUCUCUUCAUUUUUCUUGUCCUUUCCUUUCCCUUCCCUUCCCUUCUUCCUCUUCCCUUUCUUUCCUUUUCCCGAGGUACCUACUCACAUCCUCCUCAAAAUUGGAUUUGUUUUGAUUUGUUUCGUUUCGUGCCAUUCACGUCAGCUGAUCUUCACUCAUUUGGACUCGGACUAAACUUCCAACCAAUAUCAUCGUCAUAUCCAACAUUCACUUCCAACCCCAUUCACCGAUCGCGGUUCGCUUCGCUUCAGAUCAUCUUAGCUUCGAACCAUUUCCCACUUUUGAUUGGCUCAUCACUUACCCUCAAUUCACACCAACAAUUACCCUAGCACGUGCCAAGGUUAUCUUUCGAAACAGCCGCCCCCAUAUUCUUCACAAGGCCCAAUUGGGAAAGAUCGGACGAACCCCUCGAUGAUACUUUAUAUUUUCCACUCAACCAAUUCUUUUCGAGAAACAUCUUUCUUUCCAAUCUCCACACGUUCCUUUUCGAUAUCAUCUUCAACAAAUACAUUCACUCCCCCAUAUUUUGUCCUUCUUUUGACUUUGGAUGAUUCAUUAUUUGGCAUUGCAUAAUCUCUUGGAAACCAGGUACCAAGAGUUUCUUCCAAACUAUUUAUUCAGUACCCGUACUUAGCUAGCUACUUACUAAAUAAGUCGGAACAACUUUUUUCUUGAUCUUUCGACAGCUUGAUCUUGAUCCUCAUUUUUAUCUCUCUCUCUUUCUCUCUCUUUACUUCAUAAUCAACAAUAUGUUUCCCAAAAGUUUCUCAAGGAGCCUUCUCCUGGCAUUUUCUGUUUCUCAAUCCGUAUCUGGUCUCAAACUCGAUACCUCUGAUCCAACUUCAAUCAAAAACGUAGCAGGCACCAUUGCAUAUGGCCUCAUGAAAUAUUAUACCGGCAAUGUCACCAAUACACCAGAUACCAUUGCGGUAUUGCCAGCGCCCUACUACUGGUGGGAGGCUGGUGCCAUGUGGGGAACCAUGCUCGAUUACUAUCACUACACUGGGGAUGCUACCUACAAUGAUAUCACAACACAAGCUUUGGCAUCUCAAGCUGGCCCGCUCUUCGAUUACAUGAUGCCGAACCACCAAAAGGAUGAAGGAAACGACGACCAAGCGUUUUGGGGAAUGUCUACCAUGUCUGCUGCAGAAAAGAAUUUCCCGGAGCCCUCCAACACGGGCGGAUUUACGUGGGUAGAAUUGACCGAGAAUCUGUGGAAUACCCAAGCUGCUCGCUGGGAUACCUCGGCUUGUGGUGGUGGAUUGAAAUGGCAGAUUUUCUCAUUCAAUAAUGGAUAUACAUAUAAAAACUCGGUUUCUAAUGGAGCUUUCUUUCAACUUUCGGCACGCCUUGCACGCUAUACCGGAAAUCAAACAUACGUCGAUUGGGCAGAAAAGGUUUAUGAUUGGACUACCAAGAUUGGAUUUAUUGAUUCAAAUUUCAACACUUUCGACGGUGCCGAUGAAUCCAAAGCUUGUACCAAUCCGAAUAAAAUUACCUGGAGUUACAACAAUGCCCUUUUCCUGUACGGAGCCGCUGUCAUGUACAACUACACUACCAGUUCCACUUGGCAAACACGAACCGAGGGUUUAUUAAAAGCCUCUUCCAAUUUCUUCACAUCCGAUAGUGUCAUGUACGAACAAGCAUGCGAAGAAUUAGCAACCUGCAACAAUGAUCAAUUUUCCUUCAAGGCGUAUCUCGCACGGUUCAUGUGGGCAACUACUCAAAUGGCACCUUUUACAAAAGCCACUAUCACGUCAUAUCUCACCAAAUCAGCAUCUGCAGCGGCUAGUAUUUGCGCUGGUGAUGCUAAUGCUUGUGGUACAAAAUGGUAUACGGGAUCGAAUGAUGCAAUAUCCGGCCCUGGACAACAGAUGAGUGCUCUGGAAGUCAUUCAAGGAUUACUUGUCUCUUCCGCCGCGCCACCAAUCGUCAAAGGCCAAGCAUUUGUUCAAUCAACUUCUUCUUCGCCAGCUUCUUCCUCUUCGCCAGCCUCUUCAGCCUCUUCGUCUUCUUCAUCUUCUUCAUCCGCCGUCAUUAGCACUAGCAGCAAAUCCAGUGUUUCAAGUCGCAGUAGUGUGAAAGCAACCGCUAGUGCUACCAGCGCCGCAACAACUGAUCCAUCCACAGACGUAAUUGUGACCGAUACCAUCCUGGAAAGUACCACAGUUCCGUGCUCGACUAGUUCUUCUUCUACGGUAUACUCUUCCCCCGAAGUUCCCUCUUUCACCGCACAGCCUUCUACACUUACUUCAGAAGAAGUAAAAUCUUCCACUGCAGUCCCUUCGUCUACUUUGAAGUCAUCUUCUCCUAUCACUUCUUCUAAACCAAAGACUUCGACUUUUGCUGUUACAACCCCUGCGCCUGUUCUUGAUACCACAACUACAGUCAGUAUUCUCCACAGCACCACUGUAUCUUGCAACACAUCAGUAUAUGCCAACUCUACUGCUUGGUUUGCAUCAUCCUCGUUUUUGUCCAGUCGUCUUACAAUUGCUUCAUCGGCCCCUGUUCCUGUUACAUCUGCUCUGCCUGCGCCUUCUAAAUCUUCAACCGCCUUACUGAUUGAUACUACUACACAGCGAGCGCCUACCAUUUCGGGUACCGGUUCGAAAGGAACUAUGAGCUUAUCAACAACAGCUUCAGCCUCGGCGACCAAGGCCACAGUCACGGCGGCUGCUGGAAGAAAUAUGGACGUUUCGGGAUCGGGCUUACUGGCCGGUGUGCUUGGCUUGGGGCUUUUAUGGGCUCUUUAGGAGUAGUUUAAGAGGGUCGGGAUGGUGGCACGGUAUGUAAUAUAGAGUAGGGGAGUUGGGUGUAUAAAGGGUAUAUGAUUGGAUUGGAACGGGAUUGUCAAAAGCUGUUUCUACUUUUUAUUUGACAGGCUUCUCUACGGCCAGAUUGUCCAGUAGAGCUUGAGGCAUUGAUCUGGUGGAGUUUUUGGUCAAAAUCAUACUGGUGUUUAUUUUGUGGUAGAUACAUACAUGGAUGGAUGGAUAAAUUGGAGAAGAUAAAAAUGAUUAUAAUCUGGGGUAGACUAAAAAAGCUUCUGGGAAGAUUUGUAAAAUAGAUACCCUAGAUCGAUAGACAUCACAAAUAUGAAGGGAGGAACUAAUUUCAUUUCAAA